UUUUAAUGAUAUAAGCUGUCAUUCUAAAUCAUGGCUGAAUCACAAAAAGUUGUUGUUAUGGAAAAUAUUGAAAAAUUCGACAAUAAGAAACAUGAAAUUGAAGAGAAAUUACAGAAGAGGGAAGAUGAAAGACUAGCUAACAUCCAGAAACGCAAAGAAGAGAAAUCGGCGGUAACAUCUGUCAAGGAAAGCGCUAAAUUUUUCUAUGAUCAAUUUUCAACUGAAAAGAUCAAUCUAGAAAAUGAACUAGAAAAAUGUGACUCAUUGGAUAAAAAUAAACUUGUUGAAAAAUUUGAUGAUUUAACUGCUAAACAUCAAAAACUGCAACGCUUCUUCACAGAAUCCACUAUGUUUUUGCCAUCAUAUGAUGUUCAGCAAACACUGGAUAUUUUAUCAAAGUUGCAAACACAGAUCCAGGAAAAAAGAGAUAAGUUACUUCCAAAGAAGAAGUUUGCAUUUAAAUCUAAGAAAAAGGGAACGGUUGUGGAAAAACAGGAGGAUGUGAAGAAAGAAGGUGAUGAUGAAGAUGACAGUGUUAUUUUAGCCGACUGUAAAUUUACUGACAUGAAAGAAAAGGAAUUAUACAUGAAAGAUGAAAUAAAUAAGAAAGAUGUUGCUCUUGCAAGACUAGAAUCUUGUACCAUUAGACUUCUUGGUGCACCUUCUGCUAUUCAUAUUAAUAAAUUGACAAACUGUACAAUCUUGUCAGGUCCAGUGUCGGGGUCUAUAUUUAUCCGAGGAUGUAAAAACUGUACAUUUGUUGUGGCCUGCCAGCAGUUACGUAUACACACAACAACAGAUACAAAGUUCUUCAUUCAUGUAACCAGCAGAGCAAUUAUAGAAGACUGUUCAUCAGUAACCUUUGGACCUUAUAAUUGGACAUACCCAGAAAUUGAGAGUCACUAUGGUAUUUCAGGCCUUGACAAAAAUAGAAAUAGUUGGGAUGAUAUUGAUGAUUUCAAUUGGCUUGCCGCAGACAAACAUUCUCCAAAUUGGAGUUUGGUUCCAGAAAGUGAAAGGAAUAACUGUUGGAAUUAAUCAGUUUAAGUGAAAGGGAUAACUGUUAAAAUUAAGUUAUCGAUUAUCAAUUUCAAAGUGGACAGAAAGUCAUGUUGUUGACAUUAGAAACACAAUUUUACACAUGUUAAGUGUAUAUUAAUCUAUAAUUAAAACUUUAUAUUAGAUGUUGUAUUGUGAAAAGAUAACUUUACAGGCUUAAUAAAUUUUUUUUUAAAGGCUUAAUAAUAAUAUAAAUAAGUAAAGA
Ruditapes philippinarum (Manila clam) is the source of this 1264-nucleotide messenger RNA. Its product is annotated as tubulin-specific chaperone C-like. Gene Ontology annotation, cellular component: cytoplasm. The record is from RefSeq and is a predicted model, not a curated record. Gene Ontology annotation, molecular function: tubulin binding. Lineage: Eukaryota; Metazoa; Mollusca; Bivalvia; Venerida; Veneridae. Bases 31 to 1038 code for a protein of 335 amino acids. Gene Ontology annotation, biological process: tubulin complex assembly; post-chaperonin tubulin folding pathway. The transcript has a single exon.